Messenger RNA from Motacilla alba alba, 11958 nucleotides. Its product is annotated as potassium voltage-gated channel subfamily A member 6-like. The transcript has 3 exons. Bases 879 to 2435 code for a protein of 518 amino acids. The record is from RefSeq and is a predicted model, not a curated record. Gene Ontology annotation, biological process: protein homooligomerization; potassium ion transmembrane transport. Gene Ontology annotation, molecular function: protein binding; delayed rectifier potassium channel activity. NCBI's taxonomy places the organism in Eukaryota, Metazoa, Chordata, Aves, Passeriformes, Motacillidae. Gene Ontology annotation, cellular component: membrane; voltage-gated potassium channel complex.
UCUCCAUCUGCAGAUGGUCCGAUGCCACCGUCAUGCUUGCAUCAUGGCAAUGACAUUUAUAAAUGGAGGUCCACGGGCCACAGACAUGGAGCAACUGGCUCAAGGUCAUCUCCAGCCUGCGGCGGGGACGGGAACAACACCGAGGUCAGCCCGGUCCCACGACUGAGCUCUGAGCCCUGCCGGGAGUCGGCGGUGUGGGACAGCCCCCGGCAGGGGUUUGCCUGAGAGGACUAGGGCGCAGGACUCCAAGGGGGAGAGGUGGGCGAAAGAAGGGCGGCGGCGCCGCCCUUUGGACCAGCCGCUGCGAAGCUCCUGGCCGGAGAGCUGAACCCCCAGCGGCUUCCCCUCGGGGGUCUCCCUCGAAAAGCCGGCGCCCCUGGGCUGGGUCUGCCGCGUCCUCCGCGGCGGGGGGAGAGGUGGGGCGAGCAUCCCCCGUUGGCGGGUGCGCGCAUCCGUCUGUAGCUGAUCGUGUCGGCGCUGGCGCGGCGUGCGUGUCUGUGUCUGUCUCCGUGCGGGUGCCUGCCUGUGUCUGCGUGUGCCCCUCUCCCCGCAUGUGACACCGUGCGUGUGUGCUCGCACACCUCCCUCUCCUGUUCUCUCUCCAGCGUGUCUCUGUGUGUCCCUGUGUGUGCGCGGGGAGCGCAGCGCGGAGCCGGGCGCGGCAGCAGCGGCAGCAGCAGCAGCGGCGCGGUGCCCCGAGCUCCGCGGCCGGAGGAGGAGCCGCGCCGGGAGCCCCGCGAAGCCACCGGGCGAGCGCGGCCGCACCGAGGCGCAACAGGCGGAUGGCGGCGGGCGGCGGGCGCUGAAGGCGAGCGGGGCGAGGCGGAGGGGCAGGGAAGGGUAGGCAAGGAAGCGUAGCGCCGGGCAGAGCGGGCGGGAUGCGGGCGGAGGAGCCGCUGGCGCUGGCGGCCCCGAGGGCGGGCGGCGAGGCGGAGGCGGAGGCGCCAGGCGAGGAGCGGACCGGCGGCAGCUGCUGCAGCAGCGAGCGCCUGGUGAUCAACAUCUCGGGGCUGCGCUUCGAGACGCAGCUGAGGACCCUGUCUAUCUUCCCCGACACGCUGCUGGGCGACCCCAGCCGACGGGUGCGCUACUUCGACCCGCUACGCAACGAGUACUUCUUCGACCGCAACCGACCCAGCUUCGACGCCAUCCUCUACUACUACCAGUCCGGGGGGCGGCUCCGCCGGCCGGUCCAUGUGCCCCUCGACAUCUUCCUGGAGGAGAUCCGCUUCUACCAGCUGGGCCAGGAGGCUAUCGAGACAUUCCGGGAGGACGAGGGCUUCAUCCCAGAGGAGGAGAAGCCCCUGCCCCAGCACCACUUCCAACGCCAGGUCUGGCUGCUCUUUGAGUACCCCGAGAGCUCCGGACCAGCCCGGGCCAUCGCCAUCGUCUCCGUGCUGGUCAUCCUCAUUUCCAUCGUCAUCUUCUGCCUGGAGACCCUGCCUGAGUUCCGCCAGGAGCCCAAGGGACCCCAGCCUGGCUUCAGGGAGGCUGCACCUCUCGGGGAUGAGGCACUGCUGCUGCUGCCGCUGCCACUGCCAAGUGGGACCACCCCAUCCCUACGCCCUGCCGCCGGCUCCGGCCCGUUCUUCACAGACCCCUUCUUCCUCAUUGAGACCCUGUGCAUCAUCUGGUUCUCCUUUGAGCUCCUCGUGCGCUUCUUCGCCUGCCCCAGCAAGCCUGAGUUCUCCCGCAACAUCAUGAACAUCAUCGACAUCGUGGCCAUCAUCCCCUACUUCAUCACCCUGGGAACCGAGCUGGCCCAGCAGCAGCAACAGAAGCAACAGCCCGGGAGCAGCAGCAACAAUGGGGGCCAGCAGCAAGCCAUGUCCCUGGCCAUCCUCAGAGUCAUCCGCCUGGUCAGGGUCUUCAGGAUUUUCAAGCUCUCCAGGCACUCCAAGGGGCUGCAGAUCUUAGGGAAGACUCUCCAGGCCAGCAUGAGGGAGCUGGGCCUCCUCAUCUUCUUCCUCUUCAUCGGGGUGAUCCUAUUCUCCAGCGCCGUCUACUUUGCAGAGACUGAUGACCCUGACUCGCUGUUCACCAGCAUCCCUGAUGCUUUCUGGUGGGCAGUGGUGUCCAUGACCACUGUGGGCUAUGGUGAUAUGUAUCCCAUGACCAUUGGUGGCAAGAUUGUGGGCUCCUUGUGUGCCAUCGCUGGUGUGCUCACCAUUGCCCUCCCCGUCCCUGUCAUCGUAUCCAACUUCAACUACUUCUACCACCGAGAGACUGACCAUGAGGAGCAGUGCCAGUACACCCAUGUCACCUGUGGCCAGCAACAGUCACCCUUCUCAGAGCCCAAGAAAGGGGACAGUAAUCAGUCCCUCAGCAAAUCUGAAUUCCUGGGAGCAGAAGACCUGGAGUCCAUGAAAUAUUCCAACUUCAUUCCUCCCAAUAACCAGGGAUAUAAAGAGAAGAAAAUGCUGACAGAAGUGUGAUGGAUUUUGUUGUCCUUGGUCCAGACACGGAGCUGCAAGCUGCUGUUAAAUUGUCUUCCUACAAGCAGCUGGAUCUAUUCAGCAUUUACAUGCCAGACUGUGAAUUGUGAUACUGUAAACAAAAUGAUACUGUAAACAGAAUGAUUGUGAUAAUGGGCUCUUCUGGCCUGAUUUGCUGUUUCUCAUUACUGUGUGCAAGAAAUGUUCUUGCUUUAUUCUGGGGAGUGCUAGCUGUCAUCCCCACUCCCUUAUGCAUUUCUUUCUCUGCUUUUGAUGACUGCUUUAAUCCAACAUUUGCUCCAAGACCAAGUCUUGUAACUCCACUAGCAGAGAAGUCCUUGCCACUACUUCAGCAGAAGCAUUCAGCAGAGUAAACAGUGAAAGGGGCUACAAACAUCUGGCUUGAGCCGUGCUCUUAGUCCCUGUGCCAGCAUGGUGCCCUUGGCUAUGGAAUCAGUCAUGCCUGCCAUGCCAUUGCCUUUGAAUAAUGGAAACACUGCAGCCAGGAUCACAGGGAGCUCUGCAGCUGUAGGGGAAAGCCAGCAAGCAGAUGCCUGCCUUCUUUGCAACACUUGGCAUGCUAAAAGAUCCUCCUAGCUUGUGUUUAAAAAAAAAAAGAAAAAAAGAUGCAAAAAUCUAAAAGCUCUUUGCUACUUGUGACCAUACAUCAUGUAUCAAAAACAGGCUUAAAGCAGUCAACAGGCUUGGUGAAGAUUCUCUGUGUUUUGAGCUUAUCUCAGCCUUAUUUAUGCCAGUGCCCUGAUGUUAAUUGGCUUUUAUGGUAUCAACCUAAUCUUCAUAGUGGUAAGUGCCUUCUGAUACAAGGCAUGUUUGAUUAAAUUCAUUUGUUAUCUGCAGAAUUCAUCUUCACACAAUAGUGUUUAAUGAGAUGUGCUUUGUGCUUCAGAUACCCAGCUCUGUAUUCGGGCAUGUGAGAGCAGUUGACUCCACUGCUUUUUUCAAUUGAGCAUUUGUGUAGCUGAGGGAAGUUUGCAUGUUGGUGUUUUGUUGAUGUGGCAGGAAAAUCCCGAUCACAGAGAGCUCUGCACCUGUGCUGUGCAAGGAUCACGCUGGUUUAGCAAGUCACAGGCAUAAAAUGUUCCAGGGUGAGUGUGUCAACAUUUGAAACUGAGACUGGCAUGGAUACAAACUUCCCUAAGCUGUCUGCACAAAGCCAGCAACAUCCUUCAGACCCUUUGAAUGAGGGGAGAAACAGUGAGCCCUGAAGAGAUGCUCUUGCUGUAUUGCUGGCCUAGCCAGUUCCUAGUAUUUCAAGGAUAGGAGCAACAGCAGUGUUUUUGUACUUGCUUUUAGGAGAGCAGUUUGUGCCAGCCAUCCAAAAUAUGCGUAGCUUGGCCUGCAGUUCCAGGUUUGCCAAGGGACCAGAGAUUUCUAUCUUCAAAUACACGUUUUACUUCCCAGAUCAUUUCAUUACUUUCAGUCAGCUCUGCCUUACACCUAAUUUUAAAAGUGUUUCAAGCUCUGCCAGCAGGUGAGAAAGGGAAAUAUAUGCUUUCAGAUUUCAUUAGCAGAUUUUCCUGCAAGGAAAUAUCCUUCUUGUUUGAAUUCUAAGUGUUUAUUCUGCAUUCACACAUCUGCAUGUGUAUGAAAGCAAAGGCAGCCAUUAAUACCUUGCUUCACACUGUAUGAAAUGCAUAUUGGAAUGUACUACACAUUGCAUGGGACACGUGUAAUACAUAAACCAGGCAUCAUGCCAAGGUGCAAAAAUAGAGAAUAGAUUUUGUAUAUGUACUGUGCUUUUCAGCCAUAAGACUAAGAAUGCUAAAGGCAUAUCAUAGAAUCAUAGAAUGACCUGGGUUGGAAGGGACCUUAGAGGUCAUCUCUUUCCAAAGAGGGACACCUUCCACUAGACCAGGUUGCUCAGAGCCCUAUCCUUUAAUAUAGUCAAAACUGGCUAUAGAACUGGUUGUAAGAUGGGAUCUGUUUGCAUCUUCAUUACUCUACCUGUUUUCAGUUGUCUUGAGAUAUGGCUCCAUGCCUAGAGUGCUUUUAUUGUGGCCUCUCUCCAUCCUGGCCCUGCUCAUAUGGUAGAAGUUGUUUGUGCAAAUGCUCCACUCCAUUUCUCCAGAGUGCUGUUGCCUUCUCAAAUGUUUUUAGUGUGCAGGGAUCUCCCUUGGGGUCAGCACACAACCAUUAUAUUAAAACCUCUGCUUUCUCUCUCUCUUGCUGAAAUCAGUAGGAAAAUGAUACUUCUCUCAGCCUGGGAGACACGAGUUUGAUGUGUGUGGAGAUUCUCAGUUCAGUUGAAGAAAGAACAGAGAUAAUUUCUUUCAGACUGAGCCUAGGAAUCUUAGAGGAAAGAAUUAACACAGUUAUUAUCUCUCUUUCUGUAACCAUCAUUUAUAGUUAUGAGUUUCCACAGGGUGCUAUUCAUAGUGCACCUAUAAUGUGAGAUGUUUCUACUUUAAAACCAAUUAAGUAUCACCUUAAGAAAUCACAUUAUAAACUUUCAUUAAAAUUAACCUUCUAAUCUGCCUGAAAACUAAAAUCUUUCUUUCCAUCCCUAAGUCAACAACAUCAGAUGUGGUGAGGGCUCAUAGCUCAGAAGGGUUUGCCUGAAUAAAGCCUAAUUUCUCAUUGCUUCAUGGGACUGAGGCAAAAGUUUGUGAAGGUCUGAGCUUUGGGGACCAUUCUGCAUCCCUUGACACCUGUAAUCAGCUGGUGGGUAAAUUGUCCUGGUGAAUGAGUGGGACUGAGGGGCAUGGUGGCAUCUCUGUUGAUUUUGUGUAAAAGUUGUCCAGUUCUUAGUGUGUCUUAGUCUUGGUGGUGUUCUUAGUUGUGUUUCGGGGUUACCUUAAUGAAAUCUUUACAGUGAGGCCAAGAGAGGGACUGUUCUUCAAAUUUUGUAUUGCUAGAAACUAGCAAAAGAAGCUGCUAUUUAAGAAGGAUGUUUUGAGGCUGCUGCCCUCUCCCAGCAGAAUGCCCAUGUUUGGGCAUAUUUUAUGCCUGAGUCUAUCAGCUGAUAAAAGUUUCCUCAAAGUAAGAUAUAAAAAAACUCAGGUUAAACACAAGUUCAGGAGGAGUCAUGAGACACGCUGAGCCUACAUCAGAAAAUUCCUGAGCUUGUUUCUCCCCCUGGGCUUGGCCCCAUUGGCCCUGCCAGGCGGGAGCCCUCCCUGCCCAGAAGAGGUUGUUUUCCUGACCAGCACGACAGACAGCUGGACAUGGAGACUCUAGCAAGAAAAAAAGAUCAGUGGUAGCACAAUCCCAGCAUGUCUUACAUAGAUCCUCUUGGAAAGAGGUGUCCUGCCCAUGGGUGGGAUUCAGCAGUGAGUUUCCAGGUGGAAUCCAGCAAUGAGUUUCUAGUGGGUAUUGGAUUCUCCCACCGGCAGAUUGCACCCAAGAUGUGAAGAAAUUUUGUGGUGAGCAAGGCAGCUCUGUACAGUUUUUGUGAGCCACAUUUGUCAGUUCUGAAAAGGCAUGUAAAGAUGUGUAAAGCAGGAGUGAUGAUUGCUCCCUGGGUUUUCUGUGUUGGCUCUAAGAGAAAUACAGACCACCAACAGAAACAUGGAAACUGUAACCUUGGGACUCAUUUGGGGCAUGUAAAUCCUUCUCAAAGCACCUCCUGAAAAGCAGUGAAGUCCCAGAGUAAUCAGUAAUGCUAUGUGUUACAGAACUUGUGGAAUCUGACCUUUUUUAAGGAGCCUUCAGAUUUUUUUUUCACGUGACUGAAAUGACACAGCGGCACCCAUUGACAUUAGCAGAGGUCUUGUGCCACUGAAUCACAGAAAUGCUUUCAAAAACCUUACCUCAAGUUCUCAGCCCUUAGCACUCCCCCCGGCUGCUCAAAAUGCAAAUCCGUUUCCUUCUGAAGAUAGAGCACAUCCCUGUGAAGCCAAGUAGGCGCCUCCAAGGACUUGUUUCCAUAACAACCUCCCUAACUGUUUCUCUCCGGGCUGUGAUUGUGGCUACAAGCAAGAGCACUCGUUGGAUAUUUUGUGUUCAGAUAUCAGCACCGUAUCUUUUCAGAUGUUUUCUUUGCCUACUGGAGCUGAUCCCAUCACCUUAUAUUGUGUACAGCUGCCCUGUCCAGCUUCAGGUGGGCAGUUUCCAGCCUUUGAAAGCAGAGAGUGCAAACUGGGAGAUGGGAAGAGAUUUUAUUUGUCCAUCCUUGCACACAGAGAGCUGGAGAGUGUGUGAAGGACAAUCUGAACACAGCCAAGGAGCUGAGGGGCAAUUGGUCUGAUGUAGAGUCAUCUGGGUGCCUGGUGACAAGGAAUACAGGCUAAAGCAUUGCAUUAAAGAUCCAGAAAUGCCUCUUGCAGCAAUCUCACUGGGAAACAAUUUUGCAGUGGAAGAGACUAUUGCUCCUUCCAGAUCCCCUGGCUGGUUGUGACAGUUGGUUCCCCUGAUCAUUUUCCCAUAGGAUGUUUUUCACCAAAAGCAGGACAGGGCAGAAAUCAUCUCCUUGGAGGUGGGGAAGGAGGGAAGGAAAGGAAGAAUUUUACUGAGGACACCAUUUUUUUAUCCACACAAAGGUCUGGAAGUUUGAAAGGCAUGAAGACCUGUUCUGUGGUGCUUUAUUGUUGGACUCCUGCUCUUACUUCCAAGAUGAAAUUCCGUUCAGCUCCUUCUUGGAAAACAUUGGAAUUCGUGAUUUUUGAGUAAUUUUCUGUUUGGGCCUUUUGAUCCAGCUUUUGUGGAUAAAAAUUCACUGCUACAGCAGCUGUGGGGGUGAAGGUAACUGAACUUGGUCUUCUCUCCUGGGUUCUUUCAUUGAGAGGUCCCUAUGGGAUAAAGAAGAGUGAGUGUAAAGAAAAUUCAGGGCAGCAAGAGACAGGGUAAGGACUGAAGUGUCUUCCACAUGGUGAUGGAAAGAGCAGCAUCAACCCUAAAAGCAAAGGAACGAAUAGCUCCAGCAUCUGCUGCUAUUGCAGAAAUAGUCCAGUUUACAUCAGGGGAAGACCUGCAGAUUACAACAGGAGUCAACCACAGCUUUCCCAAAAGCUCCCACCUGACUCGAGUCCAAAAAGCAGAUGCUGCCCUCUUUUACCGUGGUGCAAUUCUGGAAUGACUGCCCUGACGUCAGUGAAGUGACUCCAAAUUUAUCCCAGGCAAAAACAGAAUUGGACCACAGUCUCUUUGUCUGCCUCUUUGCUCUGGAGCUCUGGGGAAGGUGUGUCACUGCCACAACAUAAGGUGACAUUAGGUGGGGGCUAGUGCCUGUCUGCUGUGCUGUGCUUGGCAUUUUUGUGUCCUUGACACCCCCACUCACGUGUCUGGCUGGAGCAGGAGCCAGGCUGGGCUGGGGCAUGCAUGGCGACCAAAUUCCUGGUGCUGAAUGUAGCACUUUCUGACUCUGGAUUCCUGACCACUCUCUGUCUUAGCUUCCUCUUGCCUGGAUAUGUUUCCCAAGGAGACAGAGCUUCUUAAGAUGAAGAAAUGUAGUUGCAAUUCUUAAGUAAUAGAACAACAGAAGGGUGGCAGAGGGAGAUGUGGAGACAAGUUCUGUGCCCUGUACAUUUUUUUGCUGAUAGAGCUGUGUGAAAAUCAUUGCAGUCCUGGUAGGUUGGCUUUACAUCUGCUGGUUUCAAAGUCUCCAUUUACAGGGAGUACUAGGUUGGAAAAAAUGGGACUUACCUGCUCUAAGUCUUCUGAUGUCAGUCCUGCCUUCCCUGAAACUGGACAAAAAGCUUUGUGUAAAAUCACCAGUUUGCUGUAAGGGAAAAUACCACUGGAGAUGGGACAGAUGAGGGUGAGUAGAAGGAAUAGUUGUGGAAUCAUGGAAUGGUGAGGGUUAGAAGGGAUCUUAAAGACCAUCUCAUUCCAACCCCCUGCCAUGGGCAGGGACACCUUGAUUGCUCAGAGCCCCAUCCAGUCUGGUCUUGAAUAUCUCCAGGGACGGGCAGUUACCGCUGCUCUGGGAAAUCUGUUCCAAGGCCUUGCCACCCUCAUAGGGAAGAAUUUCUUCCCAAUAUCCAAUCUAAAUCUCCUCUGUCAGUGUGACGCCAUUCCCCCUUAUCCUGUCACCCCAGGCCCCUGUCAAGAGUCUCUCUGUGGGCGCCCUUCAGACACUGGAAGGCCACAAUGAGAUCACCCCAAAGCCUUCUCUUCUCCAGGCUGAACAAUUCCCAAUUCUCUCAGCCUUUCCUCCCAGCAGAGCUGCUCCAUCCCUCUGAUCCCCUUGGUGUCCCUGCUCUGGCACUGACUCCAGCAGCUCCCUGUCCUUCACUCAGCCAGAGCGCCAGUGUCACUAACUGAGCCACCAGAGUGGCUCAAUUAAAAAACAAAAAUCGAUGUGCAAGUCUUGGAAAAUCUCAGGACAAGCAUGUUCAGUAACACCUGGAAAAUGUUAAUUCUGCAAGGCCUCAUCUGGAAUGCUGUGUGCAUUGUUGGUGACCUAAAUUUGGUCAGGCAGGAUGCACAGAAGAACAGCAAGAAUAAUCAGGUAGAUGGAAUGUGCUUUGCUAGUGGAAGCUGGAAAAACCUGACUUUUCUAUGCCAGCAAAAGACUGACAAGACCUGUAGUUAGGAAAGUAGUAGGGGCAAAAUAACCAAAAAAGAGGAAAAAUAUGAUAAAUUGUAAGAUCUUCCCACAUUUCUUGUCUCCAUAUCAUUUGCCAUACUGCAUGUUUACCUACAAAACACCAAAUCCUGGUGAUUUUACUACUAAAUACUUGGUGUUUGUGGGUAGGAGGGAGAGCUAGGAGAGGAACUGUGAGUCUUGGGAGGUUUUUUCCUCUGUGGGACUGAGGAGAGAGAAGGAAGUCCUAGGAGUGUGGUAGAAUGGCACAGAGGAUACCAUAUGCCUCCAGGAGCUGGUCUGGAGGCAGAGAGCAAAUUCACACCCUUUAAAAAACCCCACCAAACUCUGUUCACUGCUCUUCCCCUCAACCUGGAAUGGCUGGUCACCUUGUCCAGUCCUUUCUCUCUAUCCAGAGCUCUCUAGUUCUUUGCUGACCUUCCUUCUUCCUGGAAUCUUUCCUCACUUCCUGGUCAUUCCUCACUCCCUUGAGCUCCCUGGAAUCAUUGGAAUGGUACAUUGCAUCUAAUGUUGAGGAAAGCCUUGAACCAGCUCUGCUGGUCUGAUUUGAGCAACCUGCCCUGGUGGAAGGUGUUCCUGCCCCUCUGGCAGGAGUAUUGGAAUGAGGUGAUCUUUAAGGUCCUUUCCAACCCAAAUCAGUCUGUGAUUCUGUGGCUUGCCACAGAAACAAGCAGUGAUGCAUGGUCUUCAACAACUGCUGCUCACAGAAUCAAUGAGGUAGGAAAAUACCUCCAAGAUCAUCAAGUCUAGCCUUCAGUGGAAUAUCACAAUGCCCAGAAAACCAUAUAAUGAAGUGCUUUGUCUACUCAUUCUUUGAAUAGUUCCAGGGCUGGUGACUCCAGCACUUCCUUGGGCAGUCUGUUCUAAUUAUUAACUGCUCUUUCAGCAAAAAAAUUUUUCCUAAUCCAGUCCUGUCCCUUGUUCCCCUGGAGAAGAGGCUGACCCCCACCUGGCCACACCCUCCUGUCAGGCAGUUGUGGAGAGCAGCAUUGUUGGGUAGGAGGUCAGAGUAGUUGAUCCCAAUGGCCACUCUGGCCUGAAGAGAUGAGUAGAAUAAUUUCCUAUUACACACACUGUUCUGACACAGAACAAAAUUUCACGUUACCACUCUUACCUCUCUCACCUCUCUCAAAUCACAGAAUUCACAGAACCAGUAGGUUGGAAGAGACCUUAAAGAGCAUCAAGUCCAACCCAUGCCAUCUCAAGUAAACCAUGGCACAGAGUGCCAUAGCCAGUCUUUUUUUAAACUCAUCCAGGGAUUGUGACUCCACCACCUUCCUGGGGAGACAAUUCCAGAACUUUAUGACUCUUUCGGUGAAAAACUUUUUCCUAAUAUCCAACCUAUAUUUCCCUUGGCGCAGCCUAAGACUGUCCUCUGGUUCUGUCAGUUGCUGCCUGGUGAAAGAGACCAACCCCCACCUGACUACAACCACAUUUCAGGGAGUUGUAGAGACUGAUAAGGUCACCCCUGAGUCUCCUUUUCUCCAGGCUAAACAACCCCAGCUCCCUCAGUCGUUCCUCAUAGGGCUUGUGUUCUAAGCCCCUAACCAACCUAGUUGCUCUCCUCUGGGCGUAUGCAAGUGUCUCAACGUCCCUCCUAAACUGAGGGGCCCAGAAUUGUUUCCCCUUGUGGAGGUAAAGAUCCUCUUAACCUCAGGAGGCAGACAAAAUAUUGACUGAGGUGGGAGCUUCAUCCAUUCAGCCAGCUCUGUGUCACAGAAGUGCCAGGAAGGAGCUGUCCUAAGACUUUGUCCUUGAGCUUUCCUGCUUGUUGAUGCUCUUUGUUCACUUCAGUGAGGAAACCAUUGUCUUGUGAUUUCCAUCUCUGUUUUGGCCAAGCAGUUCUGCUCUUUAGCUUUUCUCCUGUAAGUAGCAAGAUGGUGAAGGGCCUGGAGGGGAAGCCACGCAAGGAGCAGCUGAGGGCACUUGGUCUUUUCAGCUGGAGAAGAGCAGACUGAGGUGAGAGCUCACAGCAGUUCUACAGCUUCCUCACAAGGGGAAGAGGAGGGACAGGCCCCGAUCUCUGCUCUGUGUGACCAGGGACAGGACCUGAGGAAACGGCUGGUGCUGUAUCAGGGAAGGGUUAGGUUGUUUAGGAAAUUUUCUUCCCCCAGAGGGUGAUGGGGCACUGAACAGGCUCCCCAGGGAAUGGUCACGGCUCCAAAGCUGCCGGAGCUCCAGGCACAGGGUGGGAUUGUUGGGGUGUCCUGGGCAGGACCAGGAGUUGGACUUGAUGAUCCUUGUAGGUCCCUUCCAACUCAGGCUGUUCUGUGAUUCUAUGAUUCAAUGAGAAAAAAAAGGCAAUAAAAAUGUUAUGAAUAUCCAUGCACAUCACAAAAGCCUGUGAAUGUGGACACCACUUGUGCUUUAUCUGUGGCAUUGGCAGGAUGAUGCACACAAAUCUGGUGGCCCUUAAGAUGUCUUAAGAACCUGUCCCAAGCAGUUGGCAUCAUUUGUUCAUGAUUUGAACCAUGAACACAGUUGUGCGUUUAGUUCUGAUCUCAGUUUACUCACAGAAUUAUGGAAUAGCCCAAGCUGGAAGGAGCCCUUAAAAGUGUAUAGUUCUCAGGUUCUGAAUUAUUCUCAUAUUUUAGCAUGUCAGAAAUAGCACUGUCUGGCACAUUCCUUUGAGAACUGUAGACUUUUGCCUUUCAUGCUUAUGACAAAGCAAUUGAUCUUUGUAGCCUGUCCUUGGAAGUGACUUUCAGAAAUGUUUUGGAGAGUAUUCACCACUGCAUUAGUCUGGUAUUUGAUGAUCUUUUAGUUUUCAGCAGUGGACUGCAAACACUUCUCUUGGAUGUAUUUUCAAAAGGCGCCUCUUCCUCAAAAUCAGCAAUAUUUGUGUGACAAGUUUCAUUUCAGCUUAUUUUGGUACCCUUUACAAAAGGCAUGUUUGGAAAAUUUUGUAACGUGCAUGAUCUCUUUCUUAAUAUUGUAAAUAUUUUUUGCCUUUUUUUUUUAAAGAAAAUGCAUGUAAAUAAGAUAAAAUACAAAAUUUGGCCCUGUUUUGGUUUUUGU